AGACUACCUAUGGAUAAAUUUCAUUCUCUGCUAGUAGCAAUAUUUCUGUUGAGAGCUUUGGAAGAAACGUAUUCAACGUAUCAUGGAAAUAUCUAUGGAAUCCAGAAGUUGAAGGGCAACAAAACUGGAAAGUCGGUUUAUCAACAUUUUUGGUUUAAAAGGCAUCAUGUGCAUUUAAGACAACGGUACCCAAAAACGCUAAUGUUUGCAAGGAUGUCGAUGAGCCAAUGCUCCAAGAAAAAAAACAUCAAAAUCAUACAAGUAAAACGAAUUGGUGGUGAUUACCCAUAUGGUCCAAAACUGUCAUCAAUCUCUGAAAACCAGAUAUGCCGCCCCACAACAAGCCGCUCCUCCUCACCUCAUUUUUCUUCCAUCGCUUUUUCAACUUCCCGACAACUCAACUUUCCCAAGAAAUCUUCGAAAUCUCUGAACCAAGUUCAUAUCAACCUGGCAAAGCGAAAACAGUGGAAACGAAACAAGGCGUGGUGUACUCAUUGUGAGUCAUACUGGAAGAUGAAGAUUAAUUCGAAACAGUUGAAGUCUAGAUACCCGUGCUGUUGAAUUAUUUUGAAAUAUUUUUUUAUUUUAAAUAAAUGCCUAUUUUCCGCGUG
Messenger RNA from Caenorhabditis elegans, 611 nucleotides. RefSeq lists its product as uncharacterized. The transcript has 5 exons. The record is from RefSeq and is marked reviewed. The coding region runs from base 10 to 561 and encodes 183 amino acids. Lineage: Eukaryota; Metazoa; Nematoda; Chromadorea; Rhabditida; Rhabditidae.